Annulohypoxylon maeteangense is the source of this 3896-nucleotide messenger RNA. RefSeq lists its product as uncharacterized. Bases 348 to 3530 code for a protein of 1060 amino acids. NCBI's taxonomy places the organism in Eukaryota, Fungi, Ascomycota, Sordariomycetes, Xylariales, Hypoxylaceae. The transcript is spliced from 2 exons. The record is from RefSeq and is a predicted model, not a curated record.
AAUGGUUUACUUUCCAUUUGAUAACAGAGCGUCAAUUACUGAAAACAACCGAAAGUCCCACAUGGCAAUCCCCCCAAUCAGACCAUCUGCAUUCCUACGAAUGGCUAUGGCUAUUCAUGGCAAGCCGGGAUAGUGGGCCUCGUAAUAUAUGGUAAUAUGUGGCAUGUUAUGAGUGCUAUGUUAGAAUUGCAACCGCGAGUACCGGCACAGAUAAGCUUGGGCAGUGUUGAUGUCCUAUUUCUUGACCAUACACCAUGUUUGUCUCGUCCUCUUCUUUUAUUAACCCACCCUGCUAGACAUGGUGAAUUGUUCAUUCGUUCGUUGUCUCCCCUAAGAGGAUCUCUAUAAUGGCCUCCGAUGCGUCAGAACGCAGACCCAAGUCGGGGGUUCUCCCUGCCAAAUUCAGAACCCUUGUUAACGACAUGAAAAGGUUCAGGAUCCACCGCCGUGAGAAGAAGGGGGCCAAAGGCGCUAUGCCCGAACCCACUUCUACCUCCGAAGUCCUUCUGACCCCUGAGUCGACGAAGCCAAUCCAAUCGAUACAUAGUUCUCUGCCCGCGACAGCGAACCUCGCCGUUCAGGUCACCAUCACUUUUGAUGAGCCCCUGAACUAUUCAUACACUCGAAAUUAUGAAGCAUCGCCGUCGUUGCAGGCCACCGAGGCAAUGUGCCAGGGCCUGCUACGGCGAGUUGAUCACUGCUGCCAUGAGUUAAUUACCCGAAAAGACUCAACUGCCAUGGAGUAUGCUGCUGCAAGUGGUUCAGAUAAACCGUUAAGAUUCGAGAUACAAGUCGAUAUCAUUAGGGGUUGGUCUGAGAUUUGGGCGUCCAGAACCUUCAAAUCCUACCAAAAGCAACUCUUAUCAGUUGAAGCUGCAAGAGAAGUCAUCAUAUCAACCCAUCAUAUAAUAGGGCUUUUCUUGCGACAGCAUGAUGAAGGUUUUGUUUGGAAAGACGGUCCGGUACGAGAUGAUCCGCUAGAUGAUCAAGGGAAAUUCCCGCAUCGCGCCGGUCGUGUACAGCCCAUGUCAUGCGUACCACGCUCCUAUUUUCUUGAAAAGUCACAAUCUUUCGAGUUAGUUCCUGGUUACACUGUUGCCUUCUCGUUCACAAGCCGAUGCCAACGCCGGAAACCGUCCGAAUGGCACACAACAGUCGAAGUGAACAGUGCCCAGGCUGCACCCCUAAAUUCGAUUGGGAUAGAAACUUUAUUCUUCGAAACAUCGUACGCCCUGGAAGGCGUUUUGAGAUCAGAAAGACAAGCCUUUGAAAAGGUCCAUAGUCUCUGUGUUAGCCUAGACGGGUGCAAAGACUGUCGACAUCAUGACAAUGACGGCUUAGAAUUGCAAUUUUCUGUCAUGAACAACCUAGGGCCCCAGUUCCCUCGUUUAGAGAGAACUAUAUACUGCAACAGCAAUCUUUCCUUCCACUCUGAUGCCCAAGAAUGUAUGGCAUUUGUCAACAAAGUAGAAACUGCUCUCGCUCAUGUUCGAGACGCUACUGAUGAUAUCAUUAAUCGAAUGAACGACCUGGAAUUCAGGAUAACAGAACUUCGUGGACAUGGCUGGUCGUUGGAAGAGCCACUAAUUUUUAUUCUGGAUUCCUCCAAGUCAUUUUCCCAGAGGAAUAUCGAGGCCGUACUGGAUCGGAUCCAAGCUGGCAUCACAGACAUACUCCGGGGCAACGCCAUAUCUGUCCGAAUGACAGCUCACAAACGGGGCCAUUUCAUUUUGGAUAAGACGUUCGUCGCUCGAGAACCUUUUGAGCCGACAGAAAAGAAGGCAAAGCAGUCUCGCAGAUCGAAAGCUUUCGUCUUAGACCGGUUACAACAGCGUGUUGAGCGGGACAUUGCAAUGAUUUGCAAAGACACCAUAACGCUCGAUGAUGCAGAUGAAGAGACCGGAACAGUUCGAACGGAAGCUGGCGUUCUAGAACAGAGCCCUACUCAUGAUGCGGAUGUUUCUGUCUCCGUAAGUGGGCUUGAAACCACCGAGUCGAUCUCCAGGGUCCCUACAGAGCAGCACGAAGAUUCUCCCUGUGAAAACCAACACCCGGAAACUAGUGCUGCUACCUCCAUUUCAGAAGGGAUGGCAGAAGACUACAACUUAGCAUGCAAAGCUGCAAACCCUGAUGCUCCCGAGGAACGAGAACUUUCCGUACCUCCAUCUCCCACCAGAUGUCGACCAUUUAUACCUGCCAGGAAAUCAUCCAGUGCUUCGGCCGCCAUAUUCAUCCCAGAGACAGGUGCUCGAGCUUUUCCAUUAGUGCCAGAUCUAGAUUCUUAUGUAGAAUCUGAAGGCGCUGGCUUAGACAAGGACCACGAGAAGAGAAUCAUACAGGCUAUAUCCGAUGAGCCUCUCGGUGGUAAUGUACCGCAUCAGCUUGCCGCACGGAUUUCCCGCCCGAACACUGCCCAUGAAACAAUGGCAUCCCAAGAAAAGGAGCCAGCCGUAACAAACUCCGGGGAGGAACCAGCCUACGAGCCUUCGAUUGCCUCUUCGACUCCUAGCCUAGUCUUCGGUGAUGGUUCUUCCCCUGAUAGUAGCCUCCUGAUUACUCCUAAGAAACACCGUCUUAGCCCCGACGUGGACCACUCGAAGAAUGCAAUUAUAGACAGCGACGAUGACGAGGCCAGAGAUUCGGGUAUCGAUGUUCAUCAGGACUUCGGGAAGAGCCAACCUUUCCCCUCACCUACUCUUCGACAUGCAAGGCCAGUAAUUUCGUCGCCAUUGCGUGUGAGCCAAACCGUUCAGGACCAAAGUCCCCUCUCCAUUCCUGCGAUUAGCAACGCGCCGUCGAAGAGUAUCAUAGAACUUGCCGACCAGACAUUCGGCCAACAAUCGUCAUCUGCCCCUUCUAUAACGCAUAUCCAUCAUGCCUCUACGACAGAAAUUGACACGGCCGAUGCGUUCACAUCCGAACUUCCAAGUCCAAGCAAACCCCAAGUCGAAACCCAAAGCCUGAAAGAAGAAAGCGGCGAGUCUUCUCCUAGCACCGAACCCGAACUCCCCAAUCUCCCCUCCCAACCCGAAACGGAAGAAAGCGAGAACGAGAACGGAAUAGAGUUCCAAGAAUCCACCACGAACUCCUUCGCCCAAUCCAAACCCGACUUCACAUUCUCGUCCCCACCCGCGAUCUCCUCCCCCUCGCACAGCGAAUCAGGCUCCGACAACCCUAAUAAUAACAACAGUCCGCCGAACCCCAUCCCCAUUCUUACCUCCGGUUCCGGCUCCGACAACCCCAACUCUUCCAUCCCCAGUCUAAACCCCAAUCCUCCACGUCUACAAAUCGACAUGAGCCCCGACCCAUCCGAAGCCGACAUCGACUCGGACGCGGAGCUGUCCCCGCCCAGCCGCCCUCUCACCCAGCGCAGCUCCUUCGGCAGCGCCGGCGUUCUCGGCUUCCAUGAGCAGAUGUUCGGGUCGCUGAGUUUAAGGUCCGCGCUUAUUCGCUCGCGGCCUGGGUCUAGUGGCGAUUUUAGUGUUGGCGAGGGGAGGAGUAGGCCGGGGACUGCGGUUUCGCAUUUGUGAUGAUGGUUUCUUUUGUUAUGGGAUGGGGGCAAGGUGUGAGGCGAGUUGCAUGGUGCAUUGUGAAGAAGCAUAGGUAUAGCGUGGGCUGGCUCGGAGUUGAGUUGAGUUGGUGGUCAGCAUAACUUUCGUUUGUAGGAUGGGAUGGGACGGAAUUGGGUCUUGUGCAUGGGAUAUGCAUAGCUUGUAUCAAAGCAAAGGAUAGGAUAGGAAAGGAAUGGAAGGAAAGGGUUGGUUAUUAGGAUAUAUACAUGGAGACUCAGCGUCGGGAAAAUGGGAUAUCAUUUGUAUUGGGUUAUAUAUCAUAGCAUCCUAUCCUCUAAAACUUCUAGAAAAGAUGAAAUAAUACAUAAAAAAUUGUUAACGGGA